CGCCUUUCUAUUCCUCACAUGGUUCAUGUUUUGGUGAGAAAACAUGGCAGCGCUCACGAAUGAAGUUCAGAUUGUUCCUGCCAAAAAGCCUACAGUCCGUGGACCUCGGCGGGUAGCCAAUCAAAUUCCAGAUGAAAUCCUGCAGGAUGCUGAGUUACAGGAGGCGAUCAAAGCCUUGCCUGCAAAUUACAACUUUGAGAUCCACAAGACGGUUUGGCGAGUGAGACAAGCAAAAUCUACCAGAGUUGCUCUGCAGCUUCCAGAGGGCCUGCAGAUGUUUGCGUGUGCCAUCGCUGACAUCAUCGAGAGGUUUACGGAGGCAGAUACCAUCGUGAUGGGGGACGUCACAUACGGGGCCUGCUGUGUGGACGACUUCACCGCCAGAGCGCUGGGAGCCGAUUUCAUGGUGCACUACGGCCACAGUUGUCUAAUCCCCAUAGACUCCACAGCAGGUAUUAAGAUGCUGUAUGUGUUUGUGGAUAUCCAGAUGGACAAUGCGCACUUCAUGGACACGGUCAAGUUCAACUUCCCUCCCGGAAAAUCUCUGGCACUCGUCAGCACUAUUCAGUUUGUGGCAACACUGCAGGCUGUGAGUGCAGCCCUCAAACCAGAGUAUGAUGUGCUGGUCCCACAGUGUCGACCUCUGUCACCGGGAGAAAUUCUGGGCUGUACCUCCCCUCGCUUGGACCGUCAAGUCAAUGCCAUAAUUUAUCUGGGCGAUGGAAGAUUUCACCUGGAGUCAAUUAUGAUCGCCAACCCAGAAAUCCCUGCCUACAGAUAUGACCCCUACAGUAAAGUAUUUUCCAGGGAGUACUAUGACCACGAAGCCAUGCGUGCCUUAAGGCUCCAGGCUAUUGAUAAGGCUCGAUCGGCCCAGAGAUGGGGCUUGAUCAUGGGCACGCUGGGGCGGCAGGGCAGCCCUAAAGUCAUGGAGCAUCUGGAGUCAAAGCUCGUCUUGGGAAGCCUUCAACUCGAGUUGCUCCUGUCUGAGAUUUUCCCGGGAAAGCUGGAUCUGAUGCAAGAUAUAGAUGCGUGGAUCCAGAUCGCUUGUCCGCGCCUUUCUAUCGACUGGGGCUCGGCCUUCUCCAAGCCCCUGCUGUCUCCAUACGAGGCAGCUGUGGCUCUACAGGAGGCUUCCUGGAAAGAAGUCUACCCCAUGGAUUUCUACUCCAAUCAGAGCCAGGGCCCGUGGACGCCCAACCACCCGAACAACCAACCUGUGCGGCCCCCGCGCAGACAGACUCAGAAACAAGCCUUGGAGCCAGUCCUUUCUACAGAGCAGUGUAAGCAGGGCCAGUGCGCCCCGUGUGGCUGUCAAGGGGAAUGAGCUCGGCCUUUGACUGGUUUCGUGCCUGUCGGCGCCUCUGCUCAUGGCUGGAGGGAGGUCAAAUCAGAAGAGGAGAGUGGGUAUUUGUCCAGACAGACUAUCAGCAAGCAGAGCCAGAGAAGCCCUCAGCCACUCCUCGAAUGGAUUACCAGCCAUAAAUAAUCCCUCAUUUUACAGCACAGCAGACCAAACCAAAUUCAUUGCUCUUAUUCACGUUUUCUGCACGUGUUUCGAGCUCAACACAAGUGACACAGAGAACUGCUUGUUUGUUUGAGGCCAGGCUCCUUCAUGUGAGUCACAUUCUCAUGAAGGAGCUGCUCUCUGCUGUGCCAAAGAAAGUGCUUUUCUUCCUGCACAAUCAGGGGAAAUAUGUGGGCCUUUCUGUAAUUGUCAGAGAGAGAGCGCGCAAGAUGACCUUGAGUUUCUUAUAUGGAAUCACAGCGUUAAUGUGGGAGGGUUUAGUCAAAUGCUAUUCACAUGUCCUUGUAUAAAGCACAGUAUAUAUCAGACACUUCAAAGUUUCCCUUAACGCUAUGCUUCAAAGAUAGUCAUAGACAUAUUGUAUGAAGCACUUUAUUUGAUGUACAAAAUGUGACUUUUCACUAUAUUUAAUGUGUGUAGGAAAGUGUGAUGGCAUGACCUUGUUUCCCUGUCCUGCUUUUUCAAACUCUGAAACAAUAAAUCUGAAAUGUAA
This is a messenger RNA of Trematomus bernacchii (emerald rockcod), 2021 nucleotides long. It is a transcript of the gene dph1, whose product is annotated as diphthamide biosynthesis 1. Gene Ontology annotation, biological process: protein histidyl modification to diphthamide. The record is from RefSeq and is a predicted model, not a curated record. Gene Ontology annotation, molecular function: 2-(3-amino-3-carboxypropyl)histidine synthase activity. NCBI's taxonomy places the organism in Eukaryota, Metazoa, Chordata, Actinopteri, Perciformes, Nototheniidae.